This is a messenger RNA of Neofelis nebulosa (Clouded leopard), 829 nucleotides long. RefSeq names its product keratin-associated protein 12-1-like. The transcript has a single exon. Gene Ontology annotation, cellular component: keratin filament. NCBI's taxonomy places the organism in Eukaryota, Metazoa, Chordata, Mammalia, Carnivora, Felidae. The record is from RefSeq and is a predicted model, not a curated record. Bases 63 to 572 code for a protein of 169 amino acids.
AAGGAGCCUCCAGACGUCCCCGCCCUCCUCCCUCCCGGACACCGGCCGAGCCCCACGCCAACAUGUGCCACACCAGCUGCUCUGCGGGCUGCCAGGCUUCCUGCGGCUCCUCCGGCCCCUGCCAGGCGUCCUGCUGUGUGCCCGUGAGCUGCAAGCCCGUGUGCGUGCCCGUGAGCUGCAGACUCGCCGUGUGCGUGCCCGUGAGCUGCAAGCCCGCGUGUGUGCCCUCCUGCCAGUCCUCCGUGUGCGUGCCCGUGAGCUGCAAGCCCGAGUGUGUGCCUUCCUGCCAGUCCUCCACGUGCGUGCCCGUGAGCUGCAGACCCGCCGUGUGCGUGCCCGUGAGCUGCAAGCCCGCGUGUGUGCCCUCCUGCCAGUCCUCCGUGUGCGUGCCCGUGAGCUGCAAGCCCGAGUGUGUGCCCUCCUGCCAGUCCUCCACGUGCGUGCCCGUGAGCUGCAGACCCGCCGUGUGCGUGCCCGUGAGCUGCAAGCCCGCGUGUGUGCCCUCCUGCCGGCCCUCCUGCCCCACCCUGGUCUGCAGACCCGUGUGCUGUAGCUCCCCGUGCUGCUUCUGACCAGGGGUCUCCUAACACCUGCUCCGGGGGCAGAGGGGGCCCCGCCCAUGCCCCUCCGGUGAGGACCAAGCCUUCGCCGGGCCUCUAGUUCUGCGCGUGGCAGGUCAAACACUCCCAAUGAAUCGUCUGAACCCUGGGGCGAGGACGGAGCAGGACGAGCGGAUCCCCCCGUGACCCUGCGUGUCUCCGCCGGGGUCCUUCUCUGUCUCCGGCAGGGAACCCAGCCCGUGUGAGCCCAAUAAAUCGUGCCUCCCUGA